Messenger RNA from Penicillium digitatum Pd1, 681 nucleotides. RefSeq lists its product as uncharacterized. Lineage: Eukaryota; Fungi; Ascomycota; Eurotiomycetes; Eurotiales; Aspergillaceae. The record is from RefSeq and is a predicted model, not a curated record.
AUGGUUGGCUCUUCCUCCCCGGCUGGAAAGCCUGAGAAGACCAUGUCGUCAAACCUAUUGACCAUGAAGUUUAUGCGACGCGCUGCAGCUGCAAAAGAAACUCAAAGUCUAUCUUCUGAUGACAGCUUACACAAUUCCAAGCGCCCCCGUCUCUCCACUGAGGCUGAGAGUCCUCGUACCUCAGAUAUGGAUGCGAUCGCGGCGGCACUUGCUGCCGAGGAAGAAAAGCGGCAGCAAGCUGUCGCACGAGCAGCCGCAGAGGCGGGCGAGACACACUGGGUUCUUGAUAUCCCCACUACACCACAGUCCACUCAGCAGCCUAUGAUAUUGGCGGCAGACUCGCUGGAUGCAGAUGAUGAUACCUACUCCGGUGGACGGCGUGCGUAUGGCAAUUUCAAGCGCAAAGAGCGCAAACCACAAAUCACACCACGGAAGGAGGGCAAUGAGGAUGAUGAGGAUGACGACGAUGAAGAUGAAGAUUUCAUAAUCAACCCGUCGAAUCCACAAGAAGUCGCUAAAAUGAUGGAAAGGGCCAGAUGCAAGGCGGAAGCUAAAGCGAGAGCAAACAGACGACAGACAAAACUAUCUGAACUCACCAGUAUAUCUGGUUCUGGCCGAGGGUCGUUGUUGGGAGCCCCAUCAUCUGACAAGAAGAAGAAGAAGAAGCGUAAGAGCUACUGA